Messenger RNA from Rosa chinensis, 435 nucleotides. RefSeq lists its product as uncharacterized. Gene Ontology annotation, molecular function: chromatin binding. The record is from RefSeq and is a predicted model, not a curated record. The transcript has 2 exons. Lineage: Eukaryota; Viridiplantae; Streptophyta; Magnoliopsida; Rosales; Rosaceae. Bases 1 to 435 code for a protein of 144 amino acids.
AUGGAGUUCAGGUCUGGAGUGGACGACGCAUGGUAUGCCGUCAAAAUUUAUACGGAAGACAAUAGUGCGGAACGGCUAACAGUGAAGUUUUGCAACUUUGAAGACGAGUACGACGAAGUGUACGAGGCCCAGGACCUAACGUCAGCUAACCACAUGACGAACUUCCUGUCGAGGUUCAGGCUUGUGUCUAUUCAGGUGCAGGACUCGGAAUGCCCGAACGUGGUGGAGGGCAUGCUCGUGUGUGCCGCCGUUUCUGUUACACCCGACAAUUGCCGCUUCUAUGAUGCUGUUGGAACCGGCAUCGAAGUGUGGAAGGAGAAGAAGAAUGCCUAUGCAAGUUCGUUCUAUUCUGGAAACAUUGGCCAAAGGGUGGAAGCCUUACGACUCAAGCCGUCAGAGAUAUCUGUAGAGUCCAGCCUCGGACGGAAGAAGUAG